AAUCUCCCGCGCUUGCGCAUAUCUGACAAUCUCAUGCAGGUGUUCCUAUGGGUUAUGCGCGAAGCAGGUGCAGCGCAGGUUCCAUCAUUCGAUGCCUUUCGAAAGCUUCAAGAUAAACUGCGCAAGGAAUCUGGUAUCAAAACUGUCAAGUGCCAAUCACCUCUUGGCAACAACUUCUAUAUGAACGAUAUCGGCGCAAUAAUUGCGAAGGACUAUUCUAACCCAUUGACUCGGCCACUCAUGGUUCAUUACCCCCACGAAACCAGUGGGCCCAUAUCAGAAGUUUGGCAUGGCAAGAAGCUGUUAAAGGAAACGCCUCUAGAGCAUCUCUGCCCGCAUUACUUGGAUGACUCCGGAAAUUAUUACUACGUGAAUGAGAUAGCAAUGGUACGCAGUGGCAACUUCGUAAUCCCGAGACGUUGGAAGCUU
Molecule: messenger RNA, 429 nt
Organism: Gloeophyllum trabeum ATCC 11539
Lineage: Eukaryota; Fungi; Basidiomycota; Agaricomycetes; Gloeophyllales; Gloeophyllaceae
Exons: 2
Source: RefSeq, a predicted model, not a curated record